AUGGCGGCCCAAGACAAGCGUAACAUCGUUAUAAUAGGUGGCGGCAUCAUCGGCUGCACCACUGCCUACUUCCUCUCCCACCAUCCCACGUUUUCACUAGCCACACAUAGCAUCACCCUGCUCGAAGCAACAGACGUCGCCUCCGCUGCCUCGGGAAAGGCCGGUGGCCUCCUUGCCCUCUGGGCGUAUCCCAAUUGCCUUGUGCCCCUCUCCUUCCGCCUGCAUGCUGAGCUUGCCGAGCGUCACGAUGGUGUCCGGAGGUGGGGCUACCGCCACCUCCAUUGCGGCUCCAUCUCAGCCACCGUCACUCCUGAGAAGCUCGCUAGUUUCGCCGACAAGAGCCCCCGCCGUGGUGAUGGGGCGCCCGCGGAAAACACCGACGUCGAGCCGGCCAAGGACUGGGAAAAGUUGCCGAAGCAGAGCGCGGACGCCGUCCAACUAUUGCAAGAGGCGGGCGUCCCCCUGGACCUAGACUGGGUCGAUCCCGAAACGCUCGACGGCUAUUGUGAAAUGGGGAGACCCGGCGCCACGAAAACAGCCCAAGUCCAUCCUUUCCAGUUUACGACGGCGAUCGCCGAGCUGGCGCGUGAAGAGGGCGUGGACAUUCGCACGGGCGCCCAGGUGACGCAGAUCAAGACGUCGGAUGGAGGGGUCGACAGCAUAGAGUACAGAGACCGCAAAACGGGCGAGGUCCACGUUCUCAAAGAGUAUACGGACGUCGUCGUCGUUGUUUUCGAGGCCGAGGUGAGCCCCUGGGCCAUAUUUACCGAUAUCGCCCUUCCGCGAGACUAUGUCCCACCCCACCGGGCGAAAAAGGGGCAGAAGCGGAAGCACAAGCGAGGCGUUGAUCCCGAGAUUUAUGCGCGACCUAACAACGAAGUCUACGCAUGUGGCGAACCUGACUCCGCCAUUCCUCUCCCCGAAACCGCCGAUCUAGUCCAGACCGACCCUGACCAGUGCGAAGACCUAGUAGCCUACAUCUCCACCAUCAGUCCCGCCCUCCGCGCCGCCCCCGUCAAGGCUCGCCAGGCUUGCUACCUGCCUCGCCACAUGCGCUCGGGUGACGAACGGGGACCCUUGAUUGGGCCCACGUUGACACCAGGUCUCUGGGUCGCCGCCGGGCACACCUGCUGGGGUAUUCAGAACGGGCCAGCUACGGGCUAUCUGAUGGCGCAGUAUAUUCUCGAAGGCAAGGCAUCUGCCGCCGACAUCGCGGAGCUAGAUCCAAGGACGCUCAAAGUAUGA
This is a messenger RNA of Parascedosporium putredinis, 1245 nucleotides long. The record is from the annotation of a GenBank genome assembly. NCBI's taxonomy places the organism in Eukaryota, Fungi, Ascomycota, Sordariomycetes, Microascales, Microascaceae.